AUGGACCGCUACCCUUACGUCAAUAGAUACAAGCAUGGCGUGGACUGCCCCGGCUGGGUCAACGUCCAUGGCGCGCGUUGCGAAGAUUGCGUCGUUUACAACCGCUAG
Molecule: messenger RNA, 108 nt
Organism: Colletotrichum abscissum
Lineage: Eukaryota; Fungi; Ascomycota; Sordariomycetes; Glomerellales; Glomerellaceae
Exons: 2
Coding region: 1-108 (35 amino acids)
Source: RefSeq, a predicted model, not a curated record